Messenger RNA from Lates calcarifer (barramundi perch), 2028 nucleotides. RefSeq names its product fat storage-inducing transmembrane protein 1. Gene Ontology annotation, cellular component: endoplasmic reticulum membrane. The coding region runs from base 940 to 1902 and encodes 320 amino acids. The record is from RefSeq and is a predicted model, not a curated record. The transcript is spliced from 2 exons. Gene Ontology annotation, biological process: lipid droplet organization; phospholipid biosynthetic process; lipid storage. Lineage: Eukaryota; Metazoa; Chordata; Actinopteri; Centropomidae.
UGAAAGACCAAACGACUGAACCCUCAGCUGCUGCAGGAACCAAAGUGGUGUGAAGGUCGAUGUAAUGGCAGUGAUUAUCUAAAAUUAGACAGAGAUUCUCUGGUUUCAUUUACACUCACUGUUCACAACUUCUGACUCAUUUGAUUCAUAUUAAAACACAGUAAUUUUAGAAAAUGCUGGAUCCACAAAGUUGCUGUUUUAAGCGUUUAAACAAAAGGAAAGUCAACAUUAUGUUAAAGCUAACAGUGGUCUACCCCCCGUCUGUAGAGUUGUAUUGUCAGAUGAACAGUCAAGCUACAUGUGCACUGCAGCAGUGUCUGAUCUCAGUUGAAAUGGGACUGGAUGUUUUACUGAGCAUAAAUCCCAUGCAAAGACUAAAUUUACUCCAUUUGGCUCUGGGAGUUGAAGAGGCUCUGGAAAUAAAAAGACUGAGAGAAAUGCAGCUGUUCAUGCCUUAAAUGAACUCCAGCAGGUGAUUCUACGAGAGGAGGAAUAAAGCAGGCAGGAGGAUUUUUCUGAGGAGCAGACCAGGUUCUUUACAAAGUUGUUACUUUAGGUCAUCAUGUAGAAUUUAAAUUAACUUCACAAUUUUUGUAUCAUCAGCUGCCAUCUUUUAGAAACACUUCAAAGCUUGGUGUCAGCUCAGUGUUGAGAAGAAUGGGGUCAGGUCCUGCAGCCAUUAGCAUGUCUCCACUUUCAGCCUGUGCUGGGGAGGGGCCAUGGGGGUUUGGAGGGUAAAGGGGACAGAGGGGCUGUAUUUUUAUAAAUCAUGUGCUCUGCUGCAGGACUGACAGUGAUAAAGGAGAGAGACUGGUGAGCCUUUCACACAGGACAGACAGAGAGACUCCGGCCUGAGCUGGUAUUGAAAAAGAGCAACACUUAAUAAAAAUUCUAAAAGGUUUCCUUAAGAAGACCAGAAGGCCAGGAGACCAGAAGACCAUGGAUCUGAAGACGGAAAACUCCUCCUCUAAUGGCCUCUCACCAGACGUCAGCCUGGAGAAGUUACACAAGAUGGCUGAAGAUCUGAUCCUGCCUGGGAGGUUUAUCUUCAGGGUCCUGAACGCAGCACUAGAGUUUAUAACAGACUUACUGGGCAGACUUUUAGGAAGCUGCCUGGUCAGACGACAUUUCCACCUGGUGCUGUCUGGUCUGGUUCUGUUUGGACCCGUGCUCAGCCUCUGGGUGUCAAAAUUCAGUAUCUUUGCAAACAGCCACCAUUUCCUGUACAGGAAAUUUCUAAAAUCCACCUGGGGUUGGACCUGGGUCUUCAGCGGUUCCUUCAUCAUCCUCCUCUCAUUCUCAGCUCAGCGUUCACUUUCUCUCUCUCUCCGACACCUCUCGCGGAUAGGGGUUGUGGGGGUGCUCUGGUGGGGGAGUCGGUGCCUCUUGACCUUGCUGGAGGACGCAGCAGGGACCUGUUAUGAACCCGUAACCCCCCCCCAGGACUCCCAGAGCCUGGCCUCCCCCAGACCGUCGCUACUGCUCCUGCACGAAGACCAGACCAAGGCCUCCUGCCUCAGAGCUAACAUGGUGUGGAGGGGGUACGAAGUGUCCCAGGAUGUCCUCAUCCUCUGCAUGUGCUGCCUGUUGCUGGUGGAGGAGCUGUCUGUCUUUGGCCCUUGUGUAUUACAUGCCAAGCCCCUGCAGAGGUCCCCAGGAACCCCCUUAAGAUUCAUCUUCCUCCUGUGUGCACUCCUACUGGUCUUGUGGAUGUUUCUGCUGCUGUGUCUGCUGGCACACUUCCCCAGCUUCCCCUCCCAGCAGCUGGGGGGCGCUCUGGGCUACCUGGGCUGGAAAGCACUUUAUCAGGGAUGGUACAGACUCAGACAAAGCUGGGGCUGUCCUGGUUUACCAGGAGAAGGACUCAUUAUCUCCAUGGACAAACAGCCUCAUUACUGUUAAACUCUGAGGAGAAGACACUGAAAGGUCAAAGGGCUUCUCACUAGAGCUGUGAAGAGAAUCUAAGACAUGACGUGUAUCUUUAUAACACUAGAGAAGUCAUUUGAAUAAAUAAUGAGUUCAGGCAGA